AUGGCCAUCGAACGCACUGCACCCGAAGAAGAUUGUAGAUGGACGCGUUUUCCGCCUCAUGAAAUACAGAUGUUAAAGCGGCCGUGUAUUUCUCAGCCUCAAAUUUCGGCUUUGCACUGGACAUCCAGGUAUGAAAAUAUUGAGCUUGCAAAUGAUGUUAUCAAAGCAGCACUGAAGAUAUCUUCAGGAUACUUGGACUCGAAGGACUCGUUCAGCCAAACGCCCUUGGCCCUCGCUGCGGAGAAGGGGCGUGCCGAGAUUGUCCACGAACUUCUAGAUGCUGGAUGCUACAGCGACGCCCCAAUCCCCGAAGAAGAAUUCCUCCAGAAAGGGGAAAGUUAA
Molecule: messenger RNA, 342 nt
Organism: Annulohypoxylon truncatum
Lineage: Eukaryota; Fungi; Ascomycota; Sordariomycetes; Xylariales; Hypoxylaceae
Exons: 1
Coding region: 1-342 (113 amino acids)
Molecular function (GO): protein binding
Source: RefSeq, a predicted model, not a curated record